UUGAGCUAAUAAAUGCACUAGGAAAAGUAUUGAAUACGUUUAAAGCUAUAAUUAACCUCUCUUUACAGCGUAAUAAUCUAUAAUAGUUGUUUAUUUGAACAAUGAACUCUGAAAUUCAUCCUAUAACCAGUCGUUGGAUGCAGGGACGACAGCAUGCCCAAAAUUUCAGGUGGUAGUGAGGCUGAUCCGGGUUCAGUUCCCUAUCAGGUGUCCCUGCAAGAUACUUCUGGGCACAUAUGUGGAGGUUCCAUUAUCGCUGAUCUCUGGAUACUGACUGCAGCUCAUUGUAUUGACGGGACAAACUCAUCGCAAUUGGAAGUUCUAGUUGGAACAAACAGUCUUGAAGAAGGUGGUCAGAGAUAUAAAGUGGCAAAGUCAAUAGUACACAUCCGUUACGACAAGCCAAAGUACCACAAUGACAUCGCAUUGAUCAGGCUGGCUUUAAAACUGGAGUUCAAUGACAAUGUGACCGCUAUUCAGUGUUACACAAAAGACGUUCCGGAAAAUGCGACCUUGACCGUAACCGGAUGGGGUUUGACAUCUAUGAACGGACCGAUUCCGACGCAGCUACAAACGAUAGACGUUCGACAUGUGAGCUACGCGGAGUGCAAACGGCUUCACGGUAAUUCAACGGCAGUUGGUAUUGAACAUAUAUGCACGGCUUCUGAAGCUGGAGAAGGUUUUCGUAAGGGUGAUUCUGGCAGCCCUCUGACGUAUCAAGGAAAACUGGUUGGUGUUGUAAACUUUAUGAAGAAUGGAGCUUUGAGGCUUCCAGGCGUAUAUGCUCGAGUAUUAUAUUACCAUGACUGGAUUCGUACUAAUAUCAAUAACUAAAUGUGAUUGCCGAAAUUGACUAAACUUUCUGACAAUUUCAAUCUAUUUCAUUUCCAUUCGUUAAGAUCUGUUGUAAACGAGACAGUUUUGCUAUCUCAAAGGUACACAAAAUGCACGCAAGCUAUAUUGCGUCCUACACUUCCAAUUAUUUAUGUAAAUGAUCUGAUGAUGACAAAGAUGAUACAUUAUACAAUAUAAAUACAGUUUUCAUCCUUCAGCUCUAGACUAACUGGAAUAAAAAAUUGAAGCAGUGAAACACAUCAAAAGUAUUCACGGCGCGUGUGAUCUCACCAGCUAACCGUGGUCCAUUUAUUUUUACAAAAACUAAAAGCCCCUAAAAUUAUACCUAUCAACAUUUAAAACAAACACAUUUUGGGGUAAAAUUACGUGAUAUGCGAAAUUCAACAUGAAAUGUAAUGUAAACAUAUUUAACACACACAAAUAAGAAAAACACCCCCUUAAAUGAAAAAUUAUCUCAAAAACUCAACGUAGGAGUUAGGUAUUUUUACCAAAGAAUGUGUAUGCAAAGUUUGAAAGAAAUCGGUUAAGUAGUUUUUGAAUGGCAGCUAACACCGCUAAUCAUGUUUUUUCCAGAGACGUUGUACAAAAAGCUUCGUCACCGAGUCGUUUGUCGAUAUUUUUGC
Molecule: messenger RNA, 1478 nt
Organism: Topomyia yanbarensis
Lineage: Eukaryota; Metazoa; Arthropoda; Insecta; Diptera; Culicidae
Product: chymotrypsin-2-like
Exons: 3
Coding region: 154-834 (226 amino acids)
Biological process (GO): proteolysis
Molecular function (GO): serine-type endopeptidase activity
Source: RefSeq, a predicted model, not a curated record